This is a messenger RNA of Mytilus trossulus (common blue mussel), 5698 nucleotides long. RefSeq names its product vitamin D3 hydroxylase-associated protein-like. Gene Ontology annotation, biological process: fatty acid catabolic process. NCBI's taxonomy places the organism in Eukaryota, Metazoa, Mollusca, Bivalvia, Mytilida, Mytilidae. Bases 331 to 2115 code for a protein of 594 amino acids. The transcript has 16 exons. The record is from RefSeq and is a predicted model, not a curated record. Gene Ontology annotation, molecular function: fatty acid amide hydrolase activity; amidase activity.
GGUCCUGGGCUUAUGUAUUUCAAGAAACCUGGGACUUUAAUACUUACAAUAUAUAUGUCCCAGAUGACAGAUAAUUCAUCCAGUUUAGACAAAUACUGCAUAGAUGAUUUUACAAAUGACCAGAACAGAUUUUAGAAUGUAAUGAUAUUGUGAAAUAGAAUUUUACCUGUUCGAAAUUUUUACAUAUCUGCUUCCAAAACGUAUUGUGUUUACAAUCUAACACUACUGGUUCCAGACGUGAGCUUUUUGUUUGUCUCCUAUAGUGUUAUGAUUUAAACCAGUAUAGCAGACGGAAAACAACUUAAAACUUGGAAGUUAACAUUAUAAGGGAUGGAUAAACUAAUCAGACCAUUUUGGAAACCUGAUGAGGAUCGUAACAGGAGUGCUAAAAUUCUGUGUGGUGUGGUUGCUGCAGUCUACAUAUCCAACCAAGUAGUCAGAAAAAUCAUAGAUAUAGUUCAGAAGCAACAGAUAAAGAAAAAAAUUCAAAAGAAUAGGGAAAAACGUAAACUAUCUAAAGCCCAACUUGAAGAGCAUUUAAAAGGGAAAGAGAUAAGUACAAACACAAUAAAGAGAAUACUGAGCCUUUCAUUUAAAGAACUCCAAGCUGAACUACAAUCAGGGAAACUAUCUGCAGUGGAUGUGUUAAAUGUUUAUCAAAUCAAGGCAUUGGAAGUUGAUAAAAGGACUAACUGUAUUACAGAACUAGUACAUGAUUCAGAGGAAAGAGCUAAACAACUAGAUUCAGAUAGGAAGAAGGGUCCAUUGUAUGGAAUACCUGUUAGCAUCAAGGAGACAUACACUAUGCCAGGAUAUCCCUGUACAGGAGGGAUGAUGUUUUAUUUUGAUGAAAAAGUAACUGAAGAAAAUGUUCUAGUCCAGGUUUUAAAGAAGCAAGGGGCAAUUCCAUUUGUCAGAACCAAUGUUCCACAAACUUUAAUGACAUUUGAAUGUUCUAAUUCACUAUAUGGCACAACAAAAAACCCACAUGACCCCACAAGGAUCCCAGGGGGAUCAUCAGGUGGUGAGUCUGCUCUGAUUGGUGGAGGAGGUUCUAUUCUAGGAAUGGGAGGAGAUAUUGGUGGUAGUCUGAGGAUCCCAGCUCAUAUGGCAGGAUGUUGCUCACUAAAACCAUCUGGUGGUAGACUCAGUCGCAAAGGCCAAAAUCAGUUUAACAAAGGAGAAACUUUAGUACAGCCCCAGACAGGACCAAUGGCAGCUGAGGUAGAUGGCCUGGUUAACUGUAUGAGAUGUUUACUGGUACCUGAGAUGUUUAAUUUAGAUCCAGCAGUGCCACCUAUACCUUUCAGAGAGGAGAUAUUCACAGGGAAAAAUAAGCUGACAAUAGGUUUCUACAUAGAUGAUGGUAACAUAAAGGCUGCUCCUGCAUGUCAGAGGGCAGUGUUAGAGGUCAAGGCUAUUCUAGAAUCCCAAGGUCAUACAUUGGUCCCUUUUAAACCGGUUGAUGUUUACAGAAUGGCGUCACUUUUCCUGAAAUCUGUAUUUGCAGACGGUGGAAAAAGUUAUUUAAAUGUGUUAGACAAAGACAUUGUUGAUAAUUCGUUACGUAGGAUUAUGUUUGCAUUUUCACUGCCAAAUUGGUUUAGGAAAUUAUUUAGUUAUGUUGCUGCAAUGAUAACAAAGGACCAGUUUACCUCUAUAUUGUUACAGAGUGGGUGUGGAGUAGAAUCAGUAACAGAAUAUUGGGAUUUAGCUAUAAAUAUAGAGAAUUACAGAGCCGAUUUUUUAAAGAAAUGGAGAGCUCACAAGUUAGAUGCUGUUAUUUGUCCAGGAUUUGCCUUUACAGCAGUUUCUUCAGGGAGAGUCACAGAUGUAUCUGGUGGAGUGACCUAUACAAACCUCUACAAUUUGUUGGAUUAUACUGCAGGAACCUUAAAAGUGACAAAUGUGACACAGGCUGAUCUGGAUAACUUUCAACAUUACCCAUCUAAAACGUGGUUGGAAAAAAACAUAAAGAAGUUUUCUGAAGGCUCCAAAGGUUUACCUGUUGGUGUACAGUUCGUAGGUUUAUCCUACCAAGAAGAAUUGGUUCUCAGAUUAAUGAAAGAUGUGGAAACAUGCUUGCAGAAGAAUAGUUCAAAAGAAAAAAUAUAAAUGUGACUGUUAAUUAAUUUAUAUUUAUAUUAUUUUUAUUUAUUUAUGAAGAAUGGAGAGAGCAUAAUACCAUGCUAAAUGUUAUAUUUUUAAACAAAUGGUUGUUAAAUAAAUAAUAAAAAAAAUCCUUCAAACGUAACUUUCUCCAAGGGCUAACAUAUAGGCCUUUUUACUCCUAAAUUCAUUAGAACAUUAAGAGACUUGCAGUUUUUGACUUUCAUGUAUAUCUAAAUUAAGAUCUUUUGUAUUUGAUAUAUUAGCUCUUUCAGUAAGUAAAUACCAUGCUUGCUUUUAAGGUAAUGGCAAAUUCAUAAGUUUGAAUUUAACAGCUGUAUAUCUUUUUUUUAAUAAUUUAAUUUUGGAUGUAACACAUCUUCUGAUUGGCUGACAUUAUUUUGUAAUCAGCCCAUAGACAUAAUUUAGUCAUGUGACCGUGAUGUCAUCAACGUUUUUUCAUGGUUUAUUAUGGUUUAAAAUGAAAUUAUAUUAGAAAUGACUGUAAUAUUUUUCUGUCUAUUUGAAAUAACAUAAAAAAUGUGGUGCACACUGUUCAAUAACCUGCUACGGGCGUUAUUCAGUGUGCACCAAAUUUUGUAUGUUAUUUCUUCAUAGAUAGAAAAAAAAACUACAGUCAUUCCUUAAGCAAUUAAUUCUAGCGAAAAGUAUUUUGUUUUGCCUUGAUAAAAUGUUCUAUUGCCUCUUUGUGACAAGAACUACCUCCAAUAACAGCAUUCAAGUAAAUGUUUAGUCUCUGUGGUUUAUAAAGUUUAUGAAGAAUUUUUAUAAUUUUCAUACAAAUGAAAUGACUUGAAUUGAUAUAAUUAAAAGUAAUUAUCUUUUUUUUUUAUCUAUAUCCAUGAUAGGAACUUUAUUUUGACAGAAUUCAUUCAAUCAAAUUAUAUUUAAACAGUAUUUAUUUAUUUUUGUAACCAACAAUUCUUUAUUUAUUUAAAUCUAGUAUUAGCAGAAUGGCAAUUGAAAUAAAAAUAUCAAUGUUUUCUAUUAGACUUGUGAAUCAAAAGACUUGCUUAUCAGAACAUAUUUGAAUUAAUUUCUUUCAAUUUAUAAUUUUUUUUUUAGUAUUUAUCUAUUAUUUUUUGAUAUUUUUAUAUAAUUUUGACUGUGAUUUUUAAUCGUGUACAGGAAUAUAUAACUCACCAUAUAAUACCUCAUUGUUACACCAAUCUGUUUUAUAAGAAUAAAGAAUGAGAAUUUUAUAUAUAAAGGCAUCUUUAUUCUUUAAAAAAAUAACUUGGGAAUUAGCAAGACCAGCUUUGGGCUGGGUUAUUUUCACAGUUAACUUUUAUGUGAUUUUGAUGAAAAUAUAUUGCAUAAUAUGUGCAGCUGUAUUUAGAAAUUAAACAUUGUAAAUAUAAUUUAUGUGAUGGGAUUGAAAUGUUUGAUAAUUAUUUGAAUUAUGAUUUUUAUUAUUAUAAAAUUGAACGAUAAAUAUUUAUUACGACUUGGAUAUGGUACAGAAAAAAUGUUCACUAAUAUUUGUUGCAAGGAUUAAAGUUUCUUUAUGGUUAUUUGUGAUAUUUAGGAACCACCCUGUCUGUUUAUCAGCCUGUCCUGUCCAUUUGACUUGCAUGGUCAACUUUUUCCUAAAUGGCAAUUGGUUAAAGUUUAAGCAGGACAUUAGCCGACAUUCAAAAGGGGAGAUAAUUAUACUGACCUAAGUGUUGUAAUAUGUUGGAAGUCUCUGGUAAGCUUAAUAGAUAUUGAUGAAACUUUACUUGGUUGCAAAAUAUUACCCAUGAAUGAUAUGUUUGACUUUCAUUUAAAAUGAAUUCUCUAAAUCAGAUUCUAAAAAACAAAAUUGUUUUUGUAAUAUUAAGGGGAGAUAAGUAGCCUUAGUUACUUAAUUUUUGCAACAUGAGGCAAGAGCUUAAAAUCACUACUUCCCCUUAAUAGUUGAAUGAGUAUUAAUGAUACUUUACCCGAGUGUGUGCAUAGAGGACUGUUAUCCUUAUCCUAUUUUUACAGGGGACUCUUUGAUCUACCUCCCAGACAAGAGGCUGUCACAACGACAGCAAACCGGAUUUACUAACAUUUAUUUGUGUCCUGGCAAUAUCACAAAAAACAUUACUGAUGAAUGGUGAAAGUGAAAAUCGUCAAUAUCGAAUUUGACCUCUAUUUUGUCAUCAGUAUCAACAUAUUAAAAUUUGAAAAGCUUAGAUUGAAUGGUUAAUGAGUAAAUGCAACAACGUGAAUGGAAACGCCAUUUUACCAUCUUUCAAGAACCAUAACUCCUGAAUGGUAAAGGUCAUAAUGGUCAUUAUUGAACUUGACCUCCAUUUUGUUAUCAGUAACAACAUAUUAAAAUUUGGGAAGCUUUAGUAGAACAGUUCAUGCGUAAAUGCACGAACAUGACUGGAAACUCCAUUUUUCAAUCUUUCAAGAACCAUAACUCCUGAACAGUAAAAGUCAAAAUCGUCAUUAUUGAACUUGACCUCCAUUUUGUCAUCAGUAACAACAUAUUAAAAUUUGGGAAGCUUUGGUAGAACAGUUCAUGUGUAAAUGCACGGACACGACUGGAAACUCCAUUUUUUAAUCUUUCAAGAACCAUAACUCCUGAACGGUAAAGUCAAAAUCGCCAUUAUUGAACUUGACCUUUAUUUAGUUGUCAGUAACAACAUAUUAAAAUUUUAAAAGCUUUGGUUGAACGGUUCAUGAGUUAAUGCACGGACAACAUUUGAUUGCUGCCUGCCCAACUGAACGCCCAAAUCAAUAACCGACAUUUUUGUCACAAAAAUCUGGUUAAAAAACAUUUUUUUGUUGCUCUGAUAAAGGGGAGAUAAUUGAAUGUUAACAUUGCAACAUGUUGAAUAAUUUGUUAGCAUAACUCAUCAUGAUUAUCUGGAUUGAUAUUGAUAAAAAAUUUCAAAGUUGUAAAACUGUAAAAUAUGAAAGUGUUAUAUUAUCUGUCAUGCAAUAUGUGUUUUAUAUCUAAAUAGAAAAUCCUCCUAAAUGGCUAGACAUACAGAGGAUAUGCAUUAAGAGGUAUGAUUAUGUUCCCACAUUUUUAAGGAGAAAUAUUCUUACCCACUUUAAAGUUCCAAUAUGUUGUAACAGUCUCUCAUAAGCUAAACUAUAUACUUAAACAGCUUGACAGAUUUUAAAGAAAAUUUAUAUAGUUGUAGAACAGUAACUUACAAUGUGCAUACAAUAAUGUUAUUUUUGUCCUACAUUGCUAAGAGGACCAUCUCUCCAGCACCUGAAUGACAAAAAUUGUUUAAGCUCUGUUUUCUAUUUUGUAAAUUUUUAUAGACCGAGUCAUUUUAUAUUUAAGACUGAUAAAUAAUAGUGCAGGGAGAUAUAUCCUUUAGAGAGUUUACAAACAUACAGUAGAAAAAACAAGUAUGAAAUAUUGAAGUCGCCAAUCAGGAUGUUGAUAAAUGUUUUCAUUAAAAUAAAUUCUGGUUGAAAUUGAUAGAAAUUUAGUUUUUUUUUAAAAACAAUCUUUAGAUAUUUUGUUUUAUAAUACUAUAUUUUUCAUGUUAAGAUUGGAAUGUUAAAAUGUUUAAGCUGUAGGUGCUAGCAUAAUUUCAUACUGUCAAUGUGUACUAAUUUAAUUAGUUAU